Triticum dicoccoides is the source of this 883-nucleotide messenger RNA. RefSeq lists its product as uncharacterized. The transcript is spliced from 3 exons. Bases 344 to 883 code for a protein of 179 amino acids. Lineage: Eukaryota; Viridiplantae; Streptophyta; Magnoliopsida; Poales; Poaceae. The record is from RefSeq and is a predicted model, not a curated record.
UAGGCGCGGGGACGAUGUGCUAUCCAGUGGUGGAGAAGACGGGUCUGGCCCCGAUGCUCACCGUCAGGGCCUCUGGACCGCUGGACAAGAACUUCUACGCGGACUGCCUCGCGUGGGUUGACACAUCUGACCGUGAUACCCUGCGUUUCGCGUUUUGUGACGGUGAGACACGUGAAAUAGGUAGAUCCGAUGUGGAGAAUAUCAUGGGCGUGGCUUCCGGCAAAAGGAAAAUUGUCUUACAAGGCCCAAGGAUAAGGGUAGGCUAGUAGAGAAGGUGCAAAGUGUGCUAGGGUUACCUGUGAACAGAAACAGGGGCAUCAGGGUCGAAGACCUUAAAAAGGUUAUGCAGAUUUGUGAUGCUUAUUGCAUUAACCGGGAGACUUGGAAGAGAUGUCUGGCUGCAUACACCCUGCUUUCCUGCUGCACUUUGGUCUCUCCAAGGGCAGCAAACGCAAACGUGCCAGAUGAACUACUACGUUGCGUGCAGAAUCCAGUUGAGAUAGGUGAGUACGACUGGGCAGGGUACAUACUAGAUGUACUUCGAGCUAGUGCAGAGAGAUUCCAGCAGGAGAUGAAUGAAGGAGCUCCAUCCCUGACUUCUGGGGGGUCCAACUUGUUUCUGCAGCUGUACUGCCUGGAGUGGACAGAUUUUAGGAAGCACAGCCUAGACACAGACUUGGUCCCCAAAAUUGGUGCAUAUACAACUGAGAAGAUCAAAGAACUAAUCAAGCUGGAGAUGCAAGACAGGUUGCUGAAGUCUCCACGAUAUAAGAUGAGGAGUGUUGAGAGCAUGGCCAGUAGAGCGAGAAGAUUACAUCCAUUGAUCGCAGGUGCCGGGACAGUAAAAGAGGUGCGUGCUUUCUCAGUAAUUAGUCACUCCUGA